Messenger RNA from Rhineura floridana, 5887 nucleotides. It is a transcript of the gene PLEKHA4, whose product is annotated as pleckstrin homology domain containing A4. Bases 507 to 3833 code for a protein of 1108 amino acids. Lineage: Eukaryota; Metazoa; Chordata; Lepidosauria; Squamata; Rhineuridae. The transcript is spliced from 22 exons. The record is from RefSeq and is a predicted model, not a curated record.
UCCCUCAGAGCUGCAGGGAAAGGGAAAGGAGGAGAGAAAACAGUGAUCAAAAAGAUUGAUAAGGAAGGGCUGGAAAGAAGAAUAUGCCGUGGAGCUAGGUAGCGGACCAGCUACACUGCUAUAUUGAUGAACAACGGAGCGAGGAAAUUGGACUGAUGGAAGGAGAAGAGAGAUAGGGGGAUAGAUAAGAGGAGAGGGGUAUGGUGGGUGAGAGAGAGAAACAGAGGAGGGGUCACAUUAGAGACAGAAAAAUAGAGCUGGAUGUGCCUGAAUGAAGGGGAGAUCAAAGGAGGGAAUGCAGUGCUCUGAUACCAAGUUAUGCUGCAGGUCAGAGAUGAUUUUAUAGACUUAGGCGGGUAAGAAUCCAAGACUGACUUCAGUUUCCUGCUGCCAAUGAGCUGGUAAGGGGCUACCCUUGCUCCCUCUCCUGAAUCUACUUAGGCCACAAGAGAUAUCCUUGGCCAACACCAGAAACCAGAUUAGCAUUGGGUCAGCUGAGGAGGACCAUGUCAGAAGGGGAGCGGCCUACAAGUGGCCUGAGCCAAGCCAGCAGCACAGUCACCAUCUCUUCUGUCUCCAUGGGAACAAAGCCUCACUCAGCCCGGCCUGUCCGGAAGGUGCACGCUUUUGGAAAGAGGGCAAACUCCAUCAAGAGAGACCUCAAUUCGCCUGUCCUCAUGCGUGGCUGGCUUUAUAAACAGGACAGCUCCGGUCUUAAGUUCUGGAAACGGCGUUGGUUUGUUCUUUCUAAUUACUGCCUCUUCUAUUACCGAGACAGCCGUGAAGAGAUGGUUUUGGGCAGCAUCCUUCUCCCCAGCUAUGAAAUUCGGACAGCUUUCUUCAACGAGAAGAAGAACCGGCGCUUUGUAUUCAAGGCUGAACAUCCUGGCAUGAGAACCUAUUAUUUCAGUGCGGAAACCCAGUUGGACAUGAAUAGCUGGAUCAGAGCCAUGAACCAAUCGGCCGCUGCUGAGUGCGACUACGGAAGCUACAACCGGGGUCUCCACAGUCAGUCCGUGUCCACCCACACCAGCUUUGAGGAUGUCACACUCACGCAAGAGGACUAUGCCAAAAGUGCUGAAUCCCUGGAAAUUGCCCGUCUCUCGGAGAUGCGGGAGGGCGAGGCCUCUUCAUCUGAGAGCCUUCAUGCACAGGACAGUCAGAAGGGAUCUCCAUGCCUCAGGAGGUCCAGCUCACUCAAUGGUGAAUACAGUCACAAAAGGGAAGACCAACCAGAUUUAAGCUCCCUGUCUUCCCAGACACAUGGAAGCCCCUCUCCUCUCAUCCACACAAAGCUCUCCUCCCGGCCACGGUCCCCGCCCCCUCCUCCCUCUGAGAGCCCAUCAACCUCCCCAUCUCGGACCCCUCAGCCUUCUCCUCUGCUUUCCAUUCGCUCCUCUCGUUCCUACUCCCUCCCCUUGACCCCAGCUGAAUCUCCUCAGAUACCGGACGCCCAUCAGUCGCCUACCCGUGUCCGCCGGAAACCCCCACGAACCACCGCUACACAGGCUGCCUCCUGUGAGGAUUUGUCUGCUGUGGUUUCUCUGAGGACCCUUGCACGUCCCAACACUCCCAUGGGGCGGGUAGACAUUGCCCCCAGUGAGGGCCCUCCCAACAACCCCUAUGCCACACUGUCACCCACCACCAGGGGGCGCACCCUGACACCCGCCGACCGGUAUGACGUGUUCCCCUCCUCUGAAGACCCCUAUGGCAGGCGCUACGCUCGUAGUCCUCAUCCCAGCAGAGCCCGACCUGUGGGCGAGGAAAGCCUAACGCCCUCGCUGGGGAGGCACCAGCAGCACAACAGGUUUGCAGACCGAGGUUAUCUCUCCCCGUCAACUGGGCCAUCCCGCGCAUUGGUCAUGUCUCGGCUUCAUAGCCGACUGAUCACCCCCCACUCAGCCUCAUCCAGCUACCUCCACCUACCGCCCCUGCCCCCCCUGCCUAACCGGCCCACCCCUGGGAAAAGGACAUCUUUAGGGAUGACGUGCCGGAAUCCUGUGCGGGAGAGAAGCGUCCAUUGUGCUGGUGGGCAGAGGUUUGAAAGUGAUACUGAUGCACUCUUGACAAAACUGUGUGGCCAAGACAAACUGCUUCGUGGUCUGGAAGAGGAGACAGGACAGCUCCGGGUUGAAAAGGAGAGGAUUGAAAAGGCUUUGGAGGUGACGCGUCUGAAGUUGGAGGAGUUUAAAGGCCAAGAUGCCACAAUGGAGAAAAUCUGUUACCAGCAAAGACAGUUGCAAGAUGAACUGGUGCAAAUCCGAGCUCGCCUCUGUGAUCUGGUGCUGGACAGUGAAAGAGCGUGGGAGGAUUAUACGGCCUUGGAAAAUGACUUGCAGAUGCUGAAGGGCUCCUUAGAGCACAUCCGGAGUGUAGGGCACCCCCAGGACCAAGUGGCUGCUCAGCAAGAUCUGUGGAGGAUCCACGACAUCCUGGCAGGACUGAAAUCCAGCCUGGCUAACUGCCACACCCUGGAAAGCAGAAGAUCAGGCGUGUCUCCAGCUACCACCCCAACCCUGGAUUCUCACCUGGGGCCGAACCAUAGUCUCCAGCCAUCUUGUCCUGGAGUGCAGAAGGAAUUUGAAUCUGCUCCUCCUCCUUCAAAAUCCACUCUGUCCUUCCACGGAUCCACAAGCAGCCAUGCACCAACCACUGGGGAACCAGGCAGGACUGUGGGUCAGUUGGAAAGCAGGCAGCCGGACAGCAGCCCCCAUGCAGGGAGUCAGCCUCAGAGUCCACCUGCUUCCAGCAGAGGGCAACAGGGGGCAUCACGGCACUCAGAUGGGAUCAGGCGGCUUCAGAGCAAUUCCUCCAAGGAGUCCCCAGAGUUUGAGAAAGUGAACCCUGUGAGGGGAACAGAUGUGAUUGGUCUGGAUCAUGGAAGCCACAUCAGUGUACUCUGUGAGGAUGCUGAUCACAGCAUAGUCAAGGUGGUUCCCUCUGAAACAGUCACCCCCCGCCGUUCCCGCAUGAGCGCUCAAGAGCAACUGGAUCGGAUGCAGCGGAACCAGGAGGCCAAAAGAAAAUUGGACGCUGCCCAGCCCAACCCUCUGGGCCGCUGGCGAGACUCUCUCAAGCGUGGGUCUAGCCGGCCCCUCCCCAAUACCCCCCCUGAGUCAUCACCCAAGGAGGGCGUGCAAACUGGGGGACCCAAGCCUCCUCGAUGCCCCCCGUCCCCUGAGUGGGAGCGACAGCGAGUCAUCCAGCUCUCCUACGCCCUUGCGGCAGAGGCUUCACAGCGGGGGAAACACAUUGCAGGAAGGACCAGCUCUUGCUCCUCCCUAAAUGAUAUCCCCAUGUCACAUGAUAGUCUGAACCAUUGUGGCCUUUCCAGUGACAGCGCUCCCCAAGGCCCAGAGUCCAGCGGUACUAUGGUAUCUAAGCAUGACCAAACAGCUGCUCGAAACUCAAGCUGUAGCGAUAACUCCAGAACAGCAAAUCAGGGGCCAUCUUCACCCCAAGCAGCCAUUCGAGUGUUGUGUGCAUCAGAAGCUUCCGAUUGGUCGCUGCCUCUCCCUGAAGAGGCCAGCCGGUUGUCCUCAAAGCCCAAGACUCCACAGUCGGCAUUGUACCUGCUGGAACCAACCAAUGAAGAGCUGCCUCUGGUCAAUGGUCCUCACCAAGCUGCACCUUUGCCUCAGUCAGCCAGUCAGCGCUUGUCUAUCUCUAGAACAGCCAGUUGGGCAUCUGAGCAAAGCCUUGUGGGCAGGCAGGGCCUAGCCAAUGGUAGGUGCCUCAGGUGGAGAGGUGAGAACACGUCCCAUCAGGUGGUGACAUACCUUGGCGAGACUGCACAGCCUGUUAGGGUCACAAUGGUGAAAUCCAGUUUUUAAGUGGGAAGAGGACUGGGAUUGAGAGACAGAGAGGCCCUGCUGCCUGAUGGUAUCUUUUUCUGUCCGAAAGGAACAGGGUGAAAGGAUAAGUAAAGGCCCCUAGAGUUGGCAGGCUCGGAGUGGCAGUUUCCAUAGAAAUGUAGGAAGCUGCCUUAUACUGAGUCAGACCAUUGGUCCAUCUGGCUCAGCAUUGUGUACAUUGGCAGAAGCUCUCCCAGGUUUUCCAGCCCUACCUAGAGAUGCUGCGGACUGAACCCGGGACUUUCUGCCUGUAAAGCAGAUGCUCUACCACUGAGUUACGGCCUUCUCACCCCUUUUUGUACCUCUCCAACCCUAGAAAGCAUCAUUUUAAAAAAGCCCUUGUCAAAAAUCCCAGGGGUCUGGUGACAAUCAGAAACACAACCAUCCCCAUUCAAGCACAUGUGCACGCACCCAUUUUAUAGUUGGACAUGUUUUGCACACGCCUUUAUGCACAAGGACACAACCCUUGUGAGUAUGCACUAUCCCAUCACUGUUGUGCUAACUUCAACACACAAGUUUAGGAGUGUGAUUUGCUAGGCAAAGUGCUUUGCCUUUGCACUCCUAACAACCGUUGCAGAGGACAGGAUAGGAGGGGGACUUACAGUGGCAGCAUAACUGGUUGAAGGGCUGUGCUGAGAUAUGGGAAUCUCAAAUUCAAAUCCCCAGGAAGCGCAGUGGCUGGCCUUGGGCAGAGCACUCCAUUGCUCCCUAUUUGCUAGGAAGAGAAAACCAAGCCUAUGGUCAAGCUACCUGGCCAAAAUUCUACAAUGAGUCUGUGGCAGAGAUGCUACUCUUAACGCUGUGGACCAACUUUCCCUAUUCCGUGGAUCAUAGGCUGUUGAUUGGGUCAGAUAAUUUUAAAAAUGGCUGUGUAUGUGCUCAGAAAGCGGUGGGCUUUUGCACCAGCAAUUAUUCUCCCCCUCCAAAAAAAUAGGGGGCGCUACUUCUGCUUCUAGGUGACUCAGAACUAGCUGGAGUUGUAGAAAGAGGGGGAAGAGAAGAAAAACUCCAAGGAAGGUGUCUAUUGUUGGAAUGGGGCUGUACACACAGCUGGGGGUAGGAAGAAAGGGAAAGCAGUCAUCACGGAGGGAGGAUGGCCAGCCAGUGGCUGUAAUGAGAGCCAGCAAGGAACACUUUCCCAAGCAAAUACAGGGGAUGAAGUUAGUGCAUGAAGGUUAGUGCCUGUUCAAAGGAGGCACUCACUUUUAUGCCAUUGCAACCUGGACUUGGCACCCUGAACAGGACAGGUUUUGAGUGUGGCUGGGUGGACUCUACAAGUUAUGAGUGGGCACAUCCUGGAACAAAACUGCUUUCUGCGGGCAUAUGCUUGUGAAUAUGCACAGAGCCCAGCAGCUCAAAAAGAGAAGGAAGUAGGUGGCAGAAAAGAGGAUCAGAUGUGGAGAUGGGGGAGGGGAAUAUGUGCAAAGGAAAAGGAGUUGUGUCAGAGGAGAAAUUAUGGGGAGAGGCCUACUGGAGAAGCUGUAAGUGGAAGAAGAGUGGGAGAUGCGGUGAUGAUGGCAAGGGUGAUGGGGAGUUUUCUCCCUCCUUCGGUUGAUGAGACACAGGAGCCCAGUUAAGGUACCCACAUACAUAGGAUGCUCCUUGGUGGAUUAAUUGGAGAAUCAUAGCCCAGAUCUGGGGUAGGGGUGCCACUCUGUCAAGAUGUUGUAGCCCCAGCCCUAGCCCUGCUGCCACAACUCUGGUGCUACUGAGAAAUGCAGUCUCCUUCCCAUUAGGUUCCUGGGUGGGACUUUGGUGUGUGACUUAGCAAACAGCACUCAAAAAUCGGGACUGGGAAAGUGAAAUGAAAAAAACAUCCUGAUCGUGGACCAAGAAGUGCCAGAGCGAUGCAGUUUGUAUGAGGGGCCCCUGCAGAAACAGCAGCCAGCACAAGAUGAGGAUUUCCUGUAUUGAGACUUGCUUCUUACUCAAGGAGGAGUCAGCAGCAACCUCCCUUUGCAUUUUAACACUAACAACUACCAGCUCCCCGUGUGUGAACAAUUCCAGUUUGUAUACUCAAUAAAAGAUUUAAC